UCUAUCGAGUCACGAAAUACUCAAGCUUCCACGCAACCGUCCUGGCACCAAUGACGGAGCUUUCUCAACGGUGGAUGAUUUAUGUCGGGUCGCUUUGACUGUGGCAAGACAUUACCCUGCCAUAUCUUUUGGGAAUGCGGGUCAAAGCGCUUUUUAGGAUCUCUUCGUUCUCCUCGUUUGCCAAUGUGUCAGCUAAUGGUCCCACGCGCGGACAGUACGGUCAUAAAAGAUACCAGGAGCCACCUUUGAGGAAGGUGGCGACUUCAGUGAAUAUGAAGAAUAUUGGAGGCUCCAUGUCUAAGAAACCGUCCUUGAUGGGCGAAAAGCCCAUCGACAGCGCGCUCUUGAAACUGUUGCGUGAUGCAGCAACAGUUAGAGUCGCUGGCUUCCCUGCAGCAGCAAGCAAACUCAAUGGCUGCCCAGGUAUUGCCGUAGAAUGGCUGGAAGAGUCGCAGGAUAAACCCAUUGACUUGAAGGCUCUCUGCGACACGGGUGUCGCUGGGUUUGGGACUAGGGCGCAGCCUUAAUCGCUUUUGGUUGAUACAUGGGUGAUACAUGGUUAAUACAACGGAGGCUGAUCAUGGCUUGCGAGCAGCUACGCUAGCAACAUUAUGAAGGUUGAUCAAGCCUGUAGAAACCUUGGGCAGCCGACGGUUCAAGCCAGCAUGAAUCUAUUUUUGGCGCUAUACCGCGUUGAUACC
Molecule: messenger RNA, 701 nt
Organism: Tilletiaria anomala UBC 951
Lineage: Eukaryota; Fungi; Basidiomycota; Exobasidiomycetes; Georgefischeriales; Tilletiariaceae
Exons: 3
Coding region: 135-527 (130 amino acids)
Source: RefSeq, a predicted model, not a curated record